UGCGCAUUACAAUUGGAGAUAUUUCAGCACCAACCUCUAUUAAUAAGCAGUAGUAGAAUCAGACCCACUGAGAGAGAGUGUGUGUGUGAGAGAGAGAGAGUGAGUGAAAGAGAUAACAAAGAUGGUUCUGCUAGACAAGCUCUGGGACGAUGUUUUAGCCGGACCUCACCCUGAACGUGGACUUGGCAAGCUCAGGAAGUCUCUUACUAUCAAAGCGGGGACGUCAGAUGGGGAAGGAGAUCAAGGGGCUAGCAAGUUGUUUCAGAGGUCGUUGUCCAUACCUGCGAGUCCGGGGACACCGUCAACGCCGAUAACACCAAAGACACCGGUGGCAGUGAAGGAGAACGUGUGGAGGAGUGUGUUCCACCCAGGUAGCAACCUUGCCACCAAAGGUAUUGGUGGUGAGCUCUUUGACAAGCCACACCCCAACUCUCCCACCGUUUAUGACUGGCUCUACAGUGCCGAGACUAGGAGCAAGCAUCAUCGCUGAAGUUGGAGGUUGUUACAAAGGGUUGCAUGUAAAUAGUGUCUACUCUCUGUGUGUGUCCGCCACGUGUUUGUUUCCGAUGGUUUUGUGUUGAUGUCGUCUAAUGGGAUGCUCCAGCUGACCAACUAAAGUUUUGUAAAUUAUGCUAAAACAUUUUAAGGAGUCUUUCUCGUUAUGAUCUUGGGUGGUGAUGAGUUACUUUUAUUAUUAUUGAAUAAAUAAAUGUUUUUUGUA
Cornus florida is the source of this 721-nucleotide messenger RNA. RefSeq names its product auxin-repressed 12.5 kDa protein-like. The record is from RefSeq and is a predicted model, not a curated record. The transcript is spliced from 3 exons. NCBI's taxonomy places the organism in Eukaryota, Viridiplantae, Streptophyta, Magnoliopsida, Cornales, Cornaceae. The coding region runs from base 122 to 490 and encodes 122 amino acids.